Molecule: messenger RNA, 1422 nt
Organism: Contarinia nasturtii (swede midge)
Lineage: Eukaryota; Metazoa; Arthropoda; Insecta; Diptera; Cecidomyiidae
Exons: 4
Coding region: 364-753 (129 amino acids)
Molecular function (GO): protein binding
Source: RefSeq, a predicted model, not a curated record
AGAAAAAAAUCACUUACUGUUCGAUCAAUGAUAGAGACACGUCGCAACUAGAGUUGUACCUUUUCAUACGUAUUCAAUUUUGUUAAGUUUUUGUUUAAAUUUAAUGUUAUCAUCAAAUUGGUGUGGAAAAUAUGUUAUAAAAACGAUAUAAAAUUGCAAAUUUAGCAAAAUAAGUGUGUUCGAAUAAAAUUUGAUCAUCGUUUGGAUUUCAUCGUGAGUCAGUUGAGAGAGACUAAAGACACCACCAAACAGUCCAAACAUAACCAACAAAUCACAAAGACUUGAUUCAUAGCGUGUUUACAUUCCGCAUUCAUAUCAACAUCAUUUUUUCCACUGUAAUUGGAUUUAUUGCGUCAAUUCAACAUGUCAUCACCGCCAAACAAGCGAAUGAAACUGCAGUCUGUGAAGCGAUCGCACUCAGAUGAUUCGAACAAGGAAAACCAGGACCCAGAACACAUUCCUAAGCGAAAGGUAGCAAAACGACGAUCCGUGCUAAAUUUUAUUGAUCUCAAUACAUACGUUUUGCUCAAUGUACUCGAUUAUCUUGAUUAUGAAGAUCUGUGCAAUUUGGCCACUACAAGUCAUCAGAUGCGAUCGGUCGCCCGGAAGUCAUUUUCGCUUCGAGCCAACAAUGGGAUCAAUUUUCCUUUGCGUCAACCACACUCGAAUGGUACAACAUUGAUACGCGUCUUGGAAACCUUUGGCGAUCUAAUCACAUCGAUCAGCAUUUCUAGUUCCACAGCAAAUCAGUAAUAAAAUUGAUUUGUCGUUUUCACAUGUUUUUGGUGUCUUAACACCGAUUUUUGAGCUCCGGCAUACGAAAAUGAAAAUCUUAUCCUUGAAACUAUAUCGAAACAUUCCAAAUACGGUUUAAACAUCAAACACUUUGCCAGCACAUUCGAUUAAAUUAUUAUUCUGAACACAAAUCUGAUGGAUGCGAGGCAGUUUGAUGUUUUUAUUUUCGUCACAUUUGUUUAAUUUUGUUUUGCGUAAAUCGUCAAACACUCGCUCUUUUUUUAUCAAUCGAAAAAACUUUGUAAGAGUGAAGAGGAGCUGACAUGCCAAGAGACAUUAAUAUUUAGAUGAUGUUUAAAUGUUUAUAGUCAAAAUUGUCGAUAUUUGUAGAACUGUAGCAAUAUUUGGUCAGUGUUGGAUUUAAAUGGCCAAAUACAAUUAUUGAGAAUUAAUGAAAUUGAGCAGCAAGAAAUUUGAAUAUUUGUAUACUUUUUUUUUAAAGAAAAUGAAGAAAUUAGAUGGAUUACAUCAUUCUCGAAAUUGACAUUAUAACACAACAUUUCCAGCGGAAUUUAUAAUUGUGCGGAUUAUUUUUUGUAUAAAUCGCGACCUAAAUAUCAUAAGUGUCAACAUAUUCAUACAUAAUAAUUGUAAUCUAAAAUAAAUAUCUGAAUCUAUACAAUGAAA